AUGGGUAUAAUCGCCGUGGCCGGAGGAACGGGGGAUAUUGGAAAGCUAAUUGUGAACGCUCUGCGUUCCACGGGGAAACAUUGGGUCUACUCUGUAUCAAGAAAGGUCUUGGGCCCCGAUGGCAGCCUUUACUCCCCGACUCUUGUGGCGGACUACUCCGACGAAGAUGCUCUUAAGUUGAUGCUUGAGAGCAAAUCCAUACAAACGGUUAUAUCGGCCCUGUCAGUCGAUGUUCGGGAGGCAUCGGACGCUCAAGUACGACUGAUUCGUGCGGCAGCCGCUACCAAUUGCGUCCGGCGAUUUGCCCCUUCCGAAUUCAAUGUCGAUUAUGAUUUGCCAAAUACAGUGUUGCCGUAUCCGAGCAAGGAAUUUCAUGUUAAUGCCCGUCGUGCAGUCGAGCAAACAAGACUUGAAUACACAUACUUCAUGUGUGGGAUGUUCAUGGACUACUAUGGGAUGCCUAGAGUCGAGAGUGUUUUGAAACCAACCUACUCCAUCAUUGAUCUGCACCACAACAUGGCAUACAUCCCAGGGGAUGGGCAAGCCAUCAUGGCUACAACUUUGGCCACAGAUGUAGCAAGAUACGUUGCCGCUGCUGUUGAUCUGCCGACAUGGCCAAAAUCACUGGCCAUUGCUGGUUCGCAGCUAUCUACAGCUGACUUGGUCAAGUUAGCCGAGCAGGUUAAGUACCCUGAGACUAUAAAAACAGUGGUUUACCCAAUCGAGGCCUACUUGAACCAUUCUGUUCCGCUACUCCCUAGUAAUAAUGAUAUUGUUAGUGGUUUUCCAGGGGGAGAGACUGAACUGCUGGCCUUGCUUUGCGAUCUAGAUGCAGCAAUUGCAUUAGGUGCUUAUGAUAUCGUCAAGAGAGAGGGUUGCGUAGACUUGGUGAAGCUGCUAGGCGAUUCUGUUAUUAAACCAAAAACAAUAGAAGAAUUCCUCCAUGAGGUAUGGGGAACUAAGGAAUAA
This is a messenger RNA of Clonostachys byssicola, 969 nucleotides long. The record is from the annotation of a GenBank genome assembly. Lineage: Eukaryota; Fungi; Ascomycota; Sordariomycetes; Hypocreales; Bionectriaceae.